This is a messenger RNA of Entamoeba invadens IP1, 648 nucleotides long. RefSeq lists its product as hypothetical. Bases 1 to 648 code for a protein of 215 amino acids. The transcript has a single exon. The record is from RefSeq and is a predicted model, not a curated record. NCBI's taxonomy places the organism in Eukaryota, Evosea, Mastigamoebida, Endamoebidae.
AUGGCUAAUAUGGACAAACAGUUACUGACCUAUCUAACGUCAUACAAAUCGAUUGAGGAUUACACUGAGUGUAUUGGCUUUCAAACAAAUGAAGAUAUCUACACUGCUGUCAUUCAUAAAAGUGUUGAACUGCAGCGGACUUUAGACCUUCAAAAGAAAAGCAUUGAAAUGAUCAAACAAACAACUUCACGUCUUCAGUCUCAACUCGACCAACUUUCUUUGUCUUCCAACAUAAAUAUUUCCCCACGUCUUCGGUCCUCAACGCCGUCAAAUGUCGCUUUCAGAACUCCACGACAAAGUCAAGAAGUGAAGUCGUCGCUCUCGGACACUUCAGAGAGUUCAAGUGACCUUCUCAGUGUCGAAAUGAUACAAAAAAGUCCCAUCGCCAAUUCAAAGCAAAAGCCAACAUCGACACUUUCGACUAUUCAAAAAUCUUACGACGAGUCCUUUCAACCUUCCAAUGAGAAAAAAGACGCGAAGAAUGUACUUGAACAAAAGGUGAGUACACGAGAGAACUCAAUUUUAACUAAAAAUGACGAAAAGGCAAACCAACAAAAACUGCCGGACACCUUUAGCGUCCCAAUAAAAAAGCGUAAACCACACCGACGCACAUCUUCCGUUGAAGUGUCGAGAGACUACGAGAAUUGA